This is a messenger RNA of Rhizophagus irregularis DAOM 181602=DAOM 197198, 803 nucleotides long. The record is from RefSeq and is a predicted model, not a curated record. Lineage: Eukaryota; Fungi; Glomeromycota; Glomeromycetes; Glomerales; Glomeraceae.
CAUUUAGUCUCUUCCUUCUCCACAUGUCAUUUCUCUUCCGCCACUUGUUGCUUUAAUAUCAGAAUUAUUUUGGUGCUAUUUACCGACGUGUUUUAUAGAAGAAUCUAUUCAUUUUCUUCUUUUAAGACAUUUUAUGCAUAUCCGAAAUUCUACGUGUUUGAUUAUCAAAGGACGACCAGUAUUAGAUGGCACAAAAGAUGAUGACUGUUGUGUAUGUUAUGGAGUUGGAAUUGGGAAUGGACCUUAUUAUUCUGAUGAUCCGAAUAUGGAUUCAUUAGGAGUUAUUGAAAAUUAUUGUAAAGUCUCUCAUCAUGUAGCACAUCGAGAUUGUAUGUUUAAAUGGUUGGGAAUUAGUGUUGUAUCGCGUUUAGGAUGGCAAAAUUCAAAUCUUAGAUUAAGACCGAUUCCUACUUGUCCUAUAUGUCGCGGGGAAAUAAUUUUUGAAGUUAUUCAAAAGAACUUAUUAGAAAAGGAGGAGAUAAUUGAAGGAAAAAAUAAAAAUAAUUGGUUGCGAAAACUUGGUGCAUUGAUCAAAGAUUGGCGUAACGUCAUGGACUGGCGUUGGAUCAUCGUGAGGGUUGAAGUUACAACUGUAUAUAUCUUAAUGGUUUGGAGAAUUUUGAAAUGGAGGGAAAAAAUAAUACGAAGUCUUACCUAUUAUAAUCGAAAUUUAACAAAUUCGUAAACUAGAAAUAAAUCAUCUCCUCCUCUUCCUCAAAGGCGGGAUCGGACAUUUCUUGUGUGAACCACAUUUCUCGAUAAAUACCGUCCUCUUUUUGCAUAAGAACAUCAUGAGUUCCUUG